CCCCACCACACGCGCACACUUCUCCUUUCCCAACAAGUUGCAGCGGUUCCAGCGUCCAACGACAGCCGCACCAACUCCCAGCGUCCUUUCUCCCGCCGCUCGCUGUCAGCGUUGUCCUCACUCAGGCACGCUGCCCACAGGCCCGCGCCACUCGUCCUCGGUGCUGCCCCUCGUCCUCCCGCUCGCCCUCCUCGCCUCUGGUCCUCGCCACUCUCAGUCACUGCAGCUUCAGGGAUUUCGGCUCUUUCAGGUGCUUUUGUAAGUUUCUUGAUCUCGUUAAAUGGGUUGGAAAGCAGCUGAAAAACUCAUUAGGCACUGGAAAGUACUCAGAGGAGAUAAUGUGAUGAUAAUCAGGGGCAAGGACAAAGGUGAGACUGGUCUUAUUAAGCGUGUCAUUCGCUCUCAGAAUCGGGUUAUUGUGGAGGGCAAGAAUCUGGUGAAAAAGCACAUCAAGGGAGGUGAAGGUCAUGAAGGUGGUAUCUUUACAGUUGAAGCCCCAAUUCAUGCUUCAAAUGUUCAAGUUGUUGACCCAGUCACUGGGAGACCGUGCAAGGUCGGAAUUAAAUAUCUAGAGGAUGGCACCAAAGUAAGAGUUUCUAGAGGGAUAGGGGCAUCUGGUUCUAUAAUUCCUCGUCCUGAGAUUUUGAAGAUUAGGACAACUCCAAGACCUACUGUAGCCGGUCCUAAGGAUACCCCAAUGGAUCUCGUGUUGGAGAGGACUUACGAUGCUAAAACUGGGAAGGGUAUGCCUGACCUGUGAAGAAACCUAGUUCAAAAACUGAUGGACGUUAAACAUAUUAAUAGAAGAAGUUGCUGGAACGUGAGUCGUGUGUAAAACAAUGAUUUUGUAAGUUUUGGCAUCUAGUUCUAUUUUCAUUAGCGCAUGUUAGAAGGAUAAAUGAAUAAAUGUGUUUUGUCUAUGGCGUGUUUAUCAGUGGACACUGCUGUGAGUUUCAGAUUAUCUAGUCAUGCAAGAACAUAGUUACUCGUGAGAUGAUCGGCAGAUAUGGUAAUCCUAGUAUUCUUGACUA
Messenger RNA from Manihot esculenta (cassava), 1031 nucleotides. RefSeq names its product 50S ribosomal protein L24. Lineage: Eukaryota; Viridiplantae; Streptophyta; Magnoliopsida; Malpighiales; Euphorbiaceae. Bases 281 to 760 code for a protein of 159 amino acids. Gene Ontology annotation, biological process: translation. The transcript has 6 exons. The record is from RefSeq and is a predicted model, not a curated record. Gene Ontology annotation, molecular function: structural constituent of ribosome; RNA binding. Gene Ontology annotation, cellular component: mitochondrion; ribosome.